Westerdykella ornata is the source of this 1630-nucleotide messenger RNA. RefSeq names its product 3-ketoacyl-CoA thiolase B. Gene Ontology annotation, biological process: phenylacetate catabolic process; fatty acid beta-oxidation. Gene Ontology annotation, cellular component: peroxisome. The transcript is spliced from 2 exons. Gene Ontology annotation, molecular function: acetyl-CoA C-acyltransferase activity. Bases 203 to 1441 code for a protein of 412 amino acids. NCBI's taxonomy places the organism in Eukaryota, Fungi, Ascomycota, Dothideomycetes, Pleosporales, Sporormiaceae. The record is from RefSeq and is a predicted model, not a curated record.
AGCUCUUUGCCUCAAUUGCCGACUCUGAUGCCAUGAGCCCUGAGCGAUAGUCCAUCGCAGCCAUGAAUUCCUCUUGCGGCUGUUCUCCACCUCUCUCCCUUUUGCCACGCUCUUUCGAUAUAACGGCGUUUCCUUGCGACUCCCCUGGUUGUGGGCUUGAUUGACAUUCACUAUUGGCGCUCACCUCCUUCCCGACCCAGCCAUGGCAUCGUUCAUACAGAAGGGUGUAAAAAACAUAGUUCAGAAGAACCCUCAUGAUGUGGUGUUCCUUUCAGCCCUCCGGACUCCGGUAACACGAGCGAAGAAGGGCGGACUACGGGACGCGUAUGACCAUGAAAUGCUAGCUGCUGUCCUCAAAGCCACCACCAACAAGUUCCCUAAUCUGGACCCUGCGAAGAUACAUGACAUCUGCAUCGGCACCGUACUCUCCGAGCUAGGCGGUUCAAAGGCUGGUAGAAUGGCCGCGAACCACGUCGGCCUACCCGUAACCACGACUUUCUCCACCGUAAACCGGGCAUGCGCAUCCGGUCUUUCGGCUAUCACUUCGAUUGCGAACUCCAUUGCCGUUGGCCAGAUUGAUGUGGGCAUAGCAGGCGGCAUGGAGAGCAUGACGCGCAACUAUGCAAGCCGAGCGAUUCCCACGCAACUUUGGGACGAACUGAGGAAUAGCCCAGUGAAGGAAGCAAGAGAUUGUAUAAUGUCCAUGGGUAUCACGUCGGAGAAUGUGGCUGAGCGGUACGGGAUCUCUCGAGCGGAUCAGGACGCAUUCGCCGCGGAAUCGCACAAGAAAGCUUUCAAAGCACAACAGUCUGGUUUCUUCGACAAGGAGAUCGUGCCUGUGACGACUCGGUGGAUCGAGCCCGAGCAGCCGGAGGAUGUGAAGCAGAUCACUGUCACGAAAGAUGACGGAAUCAGGGGUAGCACAAGCGUAGAGAAGCUUGCCAGCAUGAAGCCGGCGUUCAAGCCCGAUGGAGCCAGCACGGCAGGGAACAGUUCACAGGUCAGCGACGGAGCGUCCGCGGCACUGAUGAUGCGACGAUCUACGGCUGCGGAACUGGGACUGACCUCCCAGAUCAUCGGAAAGUGGGCUGGCACGCAGGUAGUGGGAUGCGCACCCGAUGAGAUGGGUAUCGGGCCUGCCCUCGCGGUGCCCAAGCUCCUUGAGUAUACUGGCAUAUCGAAGGAUGACGUCGAUAUCUGGGAGAUCAACGAGGCCUUUGCAAGCCAAGCUCUCUACUGCAUCAGGAAACUUGGGCUGGAAAAUGCGAACGUGAAUCCGAACGGAGGUGCUAUUGCGCUGGGGCACCCGCUGGGAGCUACUUCAGGCCGCAUGUUGGCGACGUUAUUGCAUGAGAUGGAGAGAGACGGGGCGAAGCUCGGUGUGCUAACAAAAUGCAUCGGCACCGGCAUGGGCAUGGCAAGUUUGAUCGUUAGAGAAUAGAUGGUCCCGUUGUGUCGGGGUAAAGUCUACUGAAUGGCACUAGGUCUUCCAUGGGGUAUCUCGUUGAAUAUAAUAAUGCGAAAGUCACCAUGGUCGUCGUCGAAGACCUUGCUAAUUCCAACCUUCCAACCUACUCUCACAGUCCAUGCAUUCACGGCUGCGAACCUUCUUUGUUCUUCAGCUUCUUCU